AAUAUUUUUUAAAACAUCAUUGAAAGUAGAUUGUGUUGUGACGCCAUGGUCACAAUGGAGUCCGGCUAACACUGUCGGCGGACAGCAGACGAGAAUAAGGCGGAUUAUGCGUUAUCCACAAAAUGGCGGGAAGCCAUGUCCGCCUGUUAAAGAGACAAGAGGUCCCCCGCUCGUAAUCAAACCAGUGUGUCGAUUAUCGGAUUGGUCACCUUGGAGCUUAAACUUUGGGUUUGGACAACAGGCGCGUGUAAGAUCUGUCAUAUCAGCAGCAGCAGGUGCACAAUGUGGAAAACUUGAUGACGUCCGCUACACAGGCAAAGUUCCUACUGUUAGAGAAACGGCAAGAAAUGUCCAACAGUUCUUUUUAAGACCAACUGGCCUAUCUGCCACAAUAUCUAGAACUAGUACUUUGAAUUUGGUAAGAGAUUUGGUGCUUAUCUUAGACAGUUCUGGAAGUAUUGGCAGUACAAGUUUUUUAGACGCAAAGAAGCAAUUAAGCAAAUUUAUUGGUCUACUCUGUCCAAUUCUUCCAUUUGACAGGAUUGUCGGGUCUCCGUAUCAGUAUAACCAGGCCGCCAUGGUGACGUACUCAACUAAUGUGACUACAAACUUCUAUUUUAAUACAUACGAUACCACCGUCAGUAUUCAGACUGCAAUCGAAAAUGCCGUAUAUGUAGGUAGUGGUACAAAUACCAACAAAGCUUUUGAUCGAGCAAAGGUCCUCUUUCAGCCUGGCACAGGUGUAAGAAAUGCUGCACUUGCUAAACGCGAGGUGCUCAUUCUAACUGACGGACGAUCUAACAGUCAAACGUUAACUCUGGCAGCGGUUGCACAACUCAAGCAAGUAGCGGACGUAUAUGGUUUAAUGAUAGGAUCCUACACACAGGCUGGAAAGGAUGAACUCACAAAAUACGUGUCUUCACCAAUAAAUGAACAUUUGUUUUAUUUAGAGAAUUUGAAUCAACUAAAGGAUUUGUUAGCAUACCUAGAAUACCAGAAGAAGCUGGCUGGUGGCAAUUGGUGUGCACCAUUUCAAAUCCCGGUAGAUUGCAUUGUGUCGCCAUGGUCACCAUGGAGUCCAGCUGUAGGGGUUCAGACGAGAACAAGGAAGAUUGUGCGUAAUCCAAAAAAUGGCGGGAAGCCAUGUCCACCCCUUAAAGAGACAAGAGGUUCACCGUUACCAGUGUGUAUAUUAUCACCUUGGUCACCUUGGAGCUUAAACUUUGGAUUUGGACAACAGGCGCGCGCACGAUCCGUCAUAUCAGGAGCAGCAGGUGGAAAAUGUGGAAAACUUGAUGACGUCCGCUACACAGGAAAAAUCCCUACUAUUAAAGAAACGGCAAAUAAUGUCAAACAGUUCUUUUUAAGACCAACUGGACAACCUCACACAAUAAUUAGAACUAGUACUUCAAAUUUGGUAAGAGAUUUGGUGCUUAUCUUAGACAGUUCUGGAAGUAUUGGCAAUACAAGUUUUAUAGACGCAAAGAAGCAAUUAAGCAAACUUAUUGGUCUACUGUGUCCAAUCCUUCCAUUUGACAGGAUUGUCGGGUCUCCGUAUCUGUAUAACCAAGCCGCCAUGGUGACGUACUCAACUGAUGUGACUACAAACUUCUACUUUAAUACGUACGAUACCACAGUCAGUAUCCAGACUGCCAUCGAAAAUGCUGUAUAUGUAGGUAAGGGUACAUAUACCCACAAAGCGUUUGAACGAGCAGAGGUCCUCUUUCAACCUGGCACAGGUGUAAGAAAUGCAGCCCUGGCUAAACGCGAGGUACUCAUUCUGACUGAUGGGCGAUCUAACAUUGAAGCACAAACUUUGACUGCAGUUGCACAACUCAAACUUGUAGCGGACGUAUACGGUUUAAUGAUUGGAACCUACACACAGGCUGGAAUGGAUGAACUCACACAAUACGUGUCGUCACCGAUAAAUGAGCAUUUAUUUUAUUUAGAGAAUUUGAAUCAACUAAAGGAUUUAUUAGAAGUCCUCGAAAACAUGAAGCUUCUUGCUGGUGGCAAUUGGUGUGCACCAUUUAAUCCGCUGAACAAAAAGAUUAAAAAUAAAAAGAAAGUGAAAACAAAGAAAUCUAAGAAGAAGAAAAUAAGAGUAAAAUCUAAUAAAAGGAAAAAGAAUAAAAGAAAAAAUGUGUAAGAAAAAAUACAAAUUAAAUUCAAGUGUUCCGUACAAAAAUAAAGAACUGCUUUGUUAAUUAUUAUAAAUAAUAAAUAUUAUAUAAACAAUAAUGAAAGAAUUAUCAUCGACAUUUUCUUUGUGACUUUGUUAUUUGAUAAUAAGUAUUGGAGCAUACAGUUCAGAUUGUUGGGGUUUUCUUUCUAAGUAUUCUUUUAUUCAAAAUGUAGCUUCUUAUAUGCUAUGUAUCUAAGCUUAAUAAAUGUUAAUAUCUGUAUUACAUAUUUUAUUUGAGGAGAUUAACACUGUAAAGGACAUACAGCGACUUUCCAGCUUUACAUGUGGAGGAUGACGACCUCAUUUGUACUAUAUAAUAAUAUGUUUAACGAAUAUGAGGACAAAUUAGUUUCUGGACUGCCCAUACUUUUUAACCCCCGACUUUUCGAAGAAAAAAGGGAUAUACACACUUUCGUGUCCGGUCCAUAACUUUUCAUUUAUCAAAGGAAUUUGAAAUAACACAUGUUUGUUAUAAUAAGACGAUGCGUUAUGCGCAACAACCAGACCCCUACCUCUAGGGUCAAGGUCACACUUGCUCAUUCAAGGUCAACAUUGUCUAUUUGAGGGUAUAACUCGUAUCCCGUUCAUAACUUUCUUAUCUUUGAAGGGAUUUUGUAAAUACUUGCCACAAUUGUUCACAAUAAUGAGACAACGUGUCAUGCGUAACAACUGGUCACCUACCUCCAGGGUCAAGGUCACACUUGGAGGUCAAAGAUUUACAUUGUCUGUUAUAUUAUAUAUUUUAGGUCCGGUCCAUAACUUCUUCAUAGAUCAAAGGAUUUUGAAAAAACUUGGCACAAAUAGUCACUAUGAUAAUACGAUGUGUCAUGCGCAACACCUCCAAAGUCAAGGUCACACUUAGAGGUCAAAAAUUAACAUAGUCUGUAUAGUCUGUUAUAGGGUAUAUUUUGUGUCCGAUCUAGAAAUUCAUCAUAGUUCCAAGGAUUUUUAAAUAACCUGGCACAAAUAGUCACAAUUAUAAGAAGAUAUGUCAAUUAUAGUGACUGCAUCCCUACGUCC
This is a messenger RNA of Ruditapes philippinarum (Manila clam), 3205 nucleotides long. RefSeq lists its product as uncharacterized. The coding region runs from base 107 to 2149 and encodes 680 amino acids. The record is from RefSeq and is a predicted model, not a curated record. The transcript has 8 exons. Lineage: Eukaryota; Metazoa; Mollusca; Bivalvia; Venerida; Veneridae.